Messenger RNA from Coniophora puteana RWD-64-598 SS2, 2052 nucleotides. RefSeq lists its product as uncharacterized. Gene Ontology annotation, cellular component: nucleus. The record is from RefSeq and is a predicted model, not a curated record. The transcript is spliced from 2 exons. Lineage: Eukaryota; Fungi; Basidiomycota; Agaricomycetes; Boletales; Coniophoraceae. Bases 178 to 1236 code for a protein of 352 amino acids. Gene Ontology annotation, molecular function: RNA polymerase II transcription regulatory region sequence-specific DNA binding; DNA-binding transcription factor activity, RNA polymerase II-specific.
GCCACGUCCAUCCCUUGCGCUUCCUCAAGAUAUGCGCAGCUGCUUCGACUCAUAAAUCCUUUUAUCUGGUCCUAUUAGAACCUUAUCCUUCUUUUGUCCUCCUACCACCACCUCGCCUCGUCACCACCCACGUAAUAUCUACUCCUCGCACGACUUUCAACGACCAUACGUGUUCCAAUGUCGACAGCACACCAACAAGCUGGGUUCGUCGACCCCGCUUCCCUCUCCCUGCCCUCCGCGGCAGCUUCCCCUUCCUCCCUCAAGAGGUAUUCAUCUGUCGAGCCAGAGAGAGACGACUCUCCAGAGCCUUCAACUUCGACAGAGCCCCCUCGCAAACGUCCCCGCUCCGCAGUCACCCCGGAGGAGCGCAAGGAGGCCCGUGCUCACCGUAACCGGAUAGCAGCACAGAACUCCAGGGACCGCCGUAAAGCCCAGUUUUCGUACCUUGAACGCAGAGUAACAGAGCUCGAGGAGGAGAACAGACGCCUCCGCGCCGGCAUUCCCGCGCCGCCCGAAGCUCCUACUUCAGACAGCGACGGUGACUGUGAACGCAAGUCGGAAGACGACCGACGGGAACAAGAGAACCAAGAGCUCAGAGAGCGCAUACGGUCUCUCGAGAAGGGCUACGAGGCUGUUGUCAAGGCGCUAGCCGCCCAAGGCACAGUCAACGCCACCUCAUCAGGCGCUGGCCCUUCAUCAUCAUCAUCUGCCCCCCUUUUGUCUUCCGCCCCAUCCCCCGCCCCUUCACAGCCGAUCCAUGCCGCUCCGUCUCCCGCAUCCUCAGCGGACCCGAGCUCUCUCCUUAGCUCGGCGGCUUCACUGUCCCCGACGCACACCAACUCUACGCUCGUGGACAGUCCCUCGGUGUUCCCCAAGGACUCCUUCGACUUCUCUCUCUCCCCCGUCUUCACGCUCAACACGAUCAAUGACACGACGACCUCUCCCCUUGGAUCAGACCUCUCUCAAUCCCAUGCUCCUGCUCGCCAUCUAGCACGGAUGGCGACCACUAAUGCACAUGUAUUAGUGCCCCAGCAGCGGGUGGGCAGCACGCGGCUUGCAUUGAGUCGGCCUCUGGGUCAGAGUUGCUCGGCCGUCAGUUUGAGCAUGAAGACGAAGCAGCGUCAGAUGCAGCCAUCACGCAGCUGUUCGCUGAAAUACUCGCGUCGCCGCCGAGUGGCGCUAGCGCACUUCCUGGCGAUGGCCUUGCGUCAUCGCCUGCGCUCACGGAGACAGUGAAGCCUGGCCUGACUGAGACGUCGACGGCCGGCAAGGACAGCGCCACUGGCGCUGGCCUGGGACUGCAGAUGAGCCCCUCGGACUGGGUGGAUCAAGUUCGCGCUGAAAUGGAGAUGGAGCAACUUCUUGGGAUGCUGCCGGACGUCUCGUCCGUGGACGUCGACAUGAAACUAGAAGGUCUCUUUGACAUGGACACCGACAUCAAUACUUCACUGGAACAAGGCCUUACUGGGUGGGACAGCAUCGGCGUUUUCUAAAUCUAGAGCCUGCUGGUCCCAUGAUCAUACCCCCUUCGACACCUUCUAAAACUAUCGUCGCGUCAAGCACGUCGGCUUGUAAACCUAUCCCAAGAAGCUCUCAUAAUCAUCUCAUCGCGGACUUAUAAUCAUCUAUUUAGCGAAUCAGUCUCCGGCUUGUACAUCACCUCUCCUAAUCGUCGUCUCAUCUUGCUUGGUUUUCUCUUUCUCUCUACUUUUUUCUUUGGCACUGUCUACUUUGUUAUCGUUUCCUGCCAUCAGUCUUUUACGAGCUUCUCCCUUUCCUUCGUUGUUGUUCCCAUUUCCUCAUCCUUUCGGAUCAUCUGGUCUUUUUCAUGUACCUGGUGGACGUGUAUCGAUGCUGUCUCCUGCACAGUUCCAUCUGUUUCUCCCCUUCACUGGGUUGAUGAAAUAGGGGAGCAUGUGUAGUGAGCGCUCGAUGUGCCGAAGCAAGGUACUUAGGUGGGACGGAUAUCCUGGGCGGGGUUGUGGUACUUUAGCGUAGUGAAUCGUAGGCUUACAUAGUCAGAUUGGAGUGACGAAUGCAUUGUUUUCUGUG